AUGCUGCAGCUGGACUCAGCAGGAGGCCCCACGUCCACGCACACGUCCCGGAUCCACACAGACCCGUACACAUUCCAGGACCUGACCGUGGUGGGGUGGACUGAACCAGAACCAGAACCAGACAUGGGUCCAAAGGCACUGGCUCUGCUGGUCCUGGUAUCGGGUCUCCUCGGCGUCGGCGUCCUUUCCCACGUGGAGGAGAUGAAGAGUCAGGAGCGCCUCUUCCUCAGAUCCCUGGGGCUCCACGGGAGACCCACACCCACGGGGAGCCGCCAGGCCCGGCGCCAGGUCCCCUCGGCGCUCUGGAAGAUGUUCCGGAGGUCCGAGGACAUGCAGGCCCAGGACAGUGACCCGUGUACGGUGGCGGAGUACGGAGUCCGGGGCAACAUCAUCCGAUAUGUGCAAGACCAAGGUCGUCUGGUGUCGAGCUGGAGCGACGUUUGUCAGGAUUGUUUGGAGAAGCGUCUUUUCUUCAACAUGUCUGCGCUGCAGCCUGUAGAGCUGCUGUCUCUGGCUCAGCUGGAGGUUCAGUUCCACUGGAAGCCGCUGAAGUCUGCGGAGCUCCUGCAGGGGCCCCGGGCCGUCAGCAUCUCUCUCUACAAAGUGAUCCGAACCACGCUGAAGGGGGCCGAUCCCCAGGUCAACCGCAGACUCCUGCUGUCCCAGUCGGUGCAGCUGCAGCCGGAGCCCACCUCCAUCACCCUGGACGUGACCUCGCUGGCGGAGAGCUGGCGCAAACCAGGACAUAACUACGGCCUGGUGUUGGAGCUGCUGCCUCUCAGUGUGGAGCCGGAUGAGUUCAUUUCUUUCCACACGGGGAAGUCGCACCACAUUGAACUGGCCCACAACCUGCCGCUGGUCCAGGCCACACUGGUAGCCGUGUCCCUCAACCCUCAGCAGUGUCGCUCCAGACAGAGGAGGAGCACCGUCCAUCUCCCGGUGACGCCGAGCAACGUGUGCAAGGCCCGACGCCUCUACAUCGACUUCAGAGACGUGGGCUGGCAGGGCUGGAUCAUCGCUCCGCAGGGCUACAUGGCCAACUACUGCCACGGGGAGUGUCCGUUUCCCCUCAGCGAGAGCCUCAACGGCACCAACCACGCCAUCCUGCAGACCCUGGUGCACUCCCUGGACCCCCAUGGCACGCCUCAGCCCUGCUGCGUCCCCAUCCGUCUGUCCCCCAUCUCCAUGCUCUACUACGACAACAACGACAACGUGGUGCUCCAGCAUUACCAGGACAUGGUGGUGGAUGAGUGCGGCUGCAGAUGA
This is a messenger RNA of Sphaeramia orbicularis (orbiculate cardinalfish), 1266 nucleotides long. It is a transcript of the gene gdf3, whose product is annotated as growth differentiation factor 3. NCBI's taxonomy places the organism in Eukaryota, Metazoa, Chordata, Actinopteri, Kurtiformes, Apogonidae. Gene Ontology annotation, molecular function: cytokine activity; growth factor activity. The transcript is spliced from 2 exons. The record is from RefSeq and is a predicted model, not a curated record. Bases 1 to 1266 code for a protein of 421 amino acids. Gene Ontology annotation, cellular component: extracellular region.